Messenger RNA from Durio zibethinus, 1383 nucleotides. Its product is annotated as putative jasmonic acid carboxyl methyltransferase 2. NCBI's taxonomy places the organism in Eukaryota, Viridiplantae, Streptophyta, Magnoliopsida, Malvales, Malvaceae. The record is from RefSeq and is a predicted model, not a curated record. Gene Ontology annotation, molecular function: methyltransferase activity.
UAUAUAUAGCGGACCAAUACCCUCCAGUCUCUUCGUUCUGCCUUCUAAUUGCAUAAAUAAGAGAGAAAGUAGUCAGGUAAGAAAAUUAAAGAUGGAAGUGAUGCGAGUGCUUCACAUGAACAAAGGGAAUGGCGAGACUAGUUAUGCAAAGAACUCGACGGUUCAGAGCAAAAUCAUAUCUGUCGGGAAGCCAAUCAUUGAGGAAGCAAUACUAGAAAUCUCAUGCAACAAUGUCAUAGAAAGCAUGGGGAUUGCAGACUUGGGUUGCUCAUCGGGACCAAACACCUUAGCCGUGAUCUCUGAUAUCAUGGACAUGGUACAAGCAACAAGUCGUCAUCUUGGUCGUCCAGUACCGGAGUUGAGAGUGUUCUUGAAUGAUCUUUAUAGCAAUGAUUUCAAUGACAUAUUCAUGUCAUUACCGGCAUUCUACAACAGACUCAAAGAAGAGAAGGGUAUUGAAGCUGGAUCCUGCUUCAUAGCUGGCAUGCCAGGCUCUUUCUAUGGCAGACUGUUCCCUAGCAACAGCCUGCACUUCGUGCACGCUUCUUCCAGUCUUCACUGGCUCUCUCAGGUUCCAGCAGGCAUGGAGAGCGAUGCUCUCAGACAUUUAAAUAAGGGAAAGCUCUAUAUUUCAAAGAGCAGCCCGAAGAGCGUGUUGGAUGCGUAUUCAUUGCAAUUCCAGAAGGAUUUUUUACUGUUCAUAAAGUCGCGUUCCCAGGAAUUGGUUUCCGGUGGCCGCAUGAUCCUUUCUUUCAUGGGAAGGAGAUCCGCUGAUCCCACAACUGAAGAUAGCUGCUACCAUUGGGAGUUGUUAGCCCAAGCAAUUAUGAGCCUGGUUAGAGAGGGUCGAAUUGAAGAGGAAAAGGUCGAUUCUUUCAAUGCCCCUUACUAUGCUCCGUGUGCUGAGGAAAUUAAGGUGGAGAUACAAAAGGAAGGAUCUUUCAUAAUUGAUCGCCUUGAAGCUUUUGAAAUUGACUGGGAUGGAGGUGCCGUUAGUGACAUCCAUACAGCAGAAGGGAAACUAUUGACAGGACAACGAGUGGCAAAAACCAUCAGAGCCGUGGCGGAAUCGAUGCUGGAAUCUCACUUUGGAAUUGGACAAGAUGUAAUGGAUGAUUUAUUCAGCAGGUUCGCGGUCAUUGUUGGGAAUCACUUGUCAAAGACUAGAACCAAGUACAUCGAUUUGGUGAUGUCCCUGAUUAAAAAGGGGUAAUCAAAUCAAAUCAAAUUAGAACCACAGCUUAAGAACAGUCUGCAAUUUUAUAGUUAGUUUCCUACUUUUGUUUCGCUGGAUUCUACAAAAACCAAAGAAAUUAGAUGCAAAUACAGCUUCGGCUAUUGGAAGCCUUUUGUUUUCUAGGAUAAUUAAUGGGAAUUAAUAUA